This is a messenger RNA of Phytophthora sojae, 150 nucleotides long. RefSeq lists its product as hypothetical. NCBI's taxonomy places the organism in Eukaryota, Oomycota, Peronosporomycetes, Peronosporales, Peronosporaceae. The transcript has 2 exons. The coding region runs from base 1 to 150 and encodes 49 amino acids. The record is from RefSeq and is a predicted model, not a curated record.
AUGUCGGCGCCGUGCGGGACGGCGGGUCGCCAGCAGCAGCAGCGGGCUGAGGAGGACGAGGAGGUGGUGGAGGUGGCGGCCAACGGCGGGGUCGACGACAUGAGAGGGAUGCCUAUGGCGGACAUCUACUGUGACACUCACUUCGUGUAA